Westerdykella ornata is the source of this 1143-nucleotide messenger RNA. RefSeq lists its product as uncharacterized. NCBI's taxonomy places the organism in Eukaryota, Fungi, Ascomycota, Dothideomycetes, Pleosporales, Sporormiaceae. Bases 1 to 1143 code for a protein of 380 amino acids. The record is from RefSeq and is a predicted model, not a curated record. The transcript is spliced from 3 exons.
AUGACCACAAGUCCCACACCGAUGCGGCAGAAGAGACAAAUUCUCCGUCUCAUCCAUCACGUUCUUAGGCUCUUCGAGACGCUAUGUAAGGAAGUCACCAAAUUCAACAACUACGUCAAUGCGCAGAGUGCCCAAGGCAAACCGCUCUAUAAAUGGGCGAAGUAUACUCGCUUUGAGCGGAUGUCGGCGGCUGUGGAAGCACUGAGUAGAUCGGCCGAGACUCUCAACCGUAUAGUUGCCUUGUCAAAAGAAGUAUGCAACACACUUCCCACCAUAGGUCCUGGACUCCUGGCUAAUGGAAUUAUACCACCCUUCUACAGCGAAUGGUACCUGCAGGCGUUGACUGCAAAGGCUCUUCAGGACGUCCAAGGUUCAGAAUUGGACGAGGCAACGAAGCAAGAGGCGGAAGCACUUAUCCUAAAGGAACAUUCGACGAUCAAUAAUCACCUGUCAGCCGCAAAGGCAAGCCUUCAAGCCGUUACAGAACUCCUCUUCAAAAUCCUCAGUGGAAGCCCUGCGCCUAAAUAUCAUCUUCUCAAGUUACCUCAGGGUAUCGGCCAAGAUGAAAAUGAGGCCACUGGAUGCCGUCUGGAGAGAUCAGGGACUGCAGACUCCACGAGCGCUCGAUGUGUGACUGUUAUCGAAGGACCUCGUGGAUUUGGCAAUAUGCUCGGCCUGUUGAUCGUAGGAAUCGGCUUGUGCUUCGUUGCAUACCGUAUACGGCACAAACUGCCUAAAACUGGCAGGGAAGAUUGCGCUCCGCUCGAAUCCUUACAACGCGACAUCCAGAACAGCAUCCACAUGAUCUCCGAUCUUUCUGCUCAAGUAGGCGAUGUCACGGCAUAUACCGCAAACCUGGAGUCGAAGAUAGACGCCGCCGCCAAACAUUCUUCCAGCCUCGAGCAACUGUGUGAAGAUCUUGGUCUACGCAUCGAUUCCAUUUGGGAUAGUCUCGGUCCGCCAAACGAAGAUGGCACAUACAGGUCGGUUAACGAAAACCAGCUCAUCUCCCACCACGCCCGGAAAGACCUGCGGUCUCACAUAGACGAAGUCAGCGAGGAAGUAGUCAAGGUUCGCAGGGAGAUGCAUCGCAUGAAUAUCCGGCUCACCAAAGACAUGGAUGAUCUCAAGAAGAAUAAGUAA